Molecule: messenger RNA, 1040 nt
Organism: Trichechus manatus latirostris (Florida manatee)
Lineage: Eukaryota; Metazoa; Chordata; Mammalia; Sirenia; Trichechidae
Gene: EGFL8
Product: EGF like domain multiple 8
Exons: 8
Coding region: 8-889 (293 amino acids)
Biological process (GO): anatomical structure development
Cellular component (GO): cell surface; extracellular region
Molecular function (GO): signaling receptor binding; calcium ion binding
Source: RefSeq, a predicted model, not a curated record
GAGAAUCAUGGGGUCCAGAAUUGAGCUGUACACUCUCUUAAGUGGACUCUCAUUCUUCCUGCUACUGUUGCCAGGCGAGGGGGCCAAGGGUGGAUCCCUCAAAGAGAGUCAUGGUGUCUGCUCCAAGCAGACGCUGGUGGUUCCGCUCCGCUACAACGAGUCCUACAGCCAACCCACAUACAAGCCCUACCUGACCUUAUGCACUGGACGACGUGUCUGCAGCACUUACAGGACCACGUACCACGUGGCGUGGAGGGAGGUGAGGCGGGAGGUGCAGCAGACCCACACCCUGUGCUGCCAGGGCUGGAAGAAGCGGCACCCAGGGGCACUCACCUGUCAAGCCAUCUGCACCAAGCCCUGCCAGAACGGAGGCAUCUGUGUGCAGCCGGACCAGUGCGAGUGUGCCCCUGGCUGGGGUGGGAAGCACUGUCACGUGGAUGUGGAUGAAUGCAGGACUGGCGUCACUCUCUGCUCACACCGCUGUCUUAACACGGCAGGCAGUUUUACCUGCGGCUGCCCCCAUGACCUGGUGCUGGGCCCAGAUGGGCGUACCUGCACGGAGGGCUCUCGGGAGCCCCCAACCAGUGCCAGCAUCCUCAGCGUGGCUGUUCGGGAAGCAGAACAUGACGAGCACACCCUAAGGCGGGAGAUUAGGGAGCUGCGUGGGCGCCUGGAGCAGCUGGAGCAGUGGGCCGGCCAGGCCGGGGCCUGGGUCAGAGCUGUGCUGCCCAUGCCGCCUGAAGAGCUGCAGCCCGAACAGGUGGCUGAGCUGUGGGGCCGGGGUGACAGGAUCGACUCUCUCAGCGACCAGGUGCUGCUACUGGAGGAGAAGCUAGGUGCCUGCUCCUGUGAGGACAACAGCCUGGGCCCUGGCCUCAACCACCGAUAAAGAGCCUCUGCGGCAGCCCUGCCCCCUAAUUUAUACAGAAACUGGACCCCCUAAUCUUCUGGGUUUGGCUGGCUGGGGAGUUGUAGAUAAGGCUGUCUGGCCACCUAGGAGCAAAGGACACUGAGGACAGCUGAGGAAGAAAGGGGGAGGC